AUGGACAUCUCAUCACCCGACCUGGAGGCAAGCUCCCGUUUUACAUCACUGAGCUCGUCCGCGUCAAGCACCAUCUCCCAGUUGCAGACAAGCCUCCAGUCGGCACAGCAGGCCGUGAACACGCUGAAACAGAGUGCCGACGACGCGAGCCGCAGUGCCAGCCAGGCGAGCCGGAGUGCUUCAUCAGCCUUGGCUUCCGCGCAGUCGUCGGCAGCGUCCGCCCAGGCAUCGCUCUCGUCGUCUCUCGCGGCAUCCAUGCUGGCGUCUGUCUCCUCGGCAGAGCAGGUGAUGUCUAUCAGCAUGUCAUCCGUCAUGGUGGCCGCUGUCGCCAGCGCCAGCGCCUCCUUUGUGGCCCAGCAGGCCGCGGCCGUGGCCAAUCUGCCGACGGCGACUGUGACUGCGGCAACGGAUGCAGGGUUGCCCGGCACAGUCCCAGAGGCCAAUGGAGCCUCAGCCCCACAAAGCCAGCCGCCUAUUCUGCAGACCAACCGGCAGAACAACGCGCUCGGUGCCUGCACAACGCCCGAGGUGGUCCUCGCCUUUGCUGGUAUUAUUCUGGGCGCUGUUGGUCUGGCAUCUCUUGGAUGUAUCGUCUUUCUCUGGUUCUGGAAGCGGCGGCCGGCCGUCACGAACAGCACGGUGAAGAAGCCCAGCGGCAGAGGAAGCCCAAGCGCUGCCAGCGGCACUGGUCUCUCCGGCGAGAGCCGCAGUAGCGGCGGUAGCUUGCGCCAAUGGCGUAUUCGGGCCUCGACAACACGGCCCAAAAUGGACAGCCGCGUCGCGCCGCCGUCUGAAGUCACUCUGAAAGAGUACAAGCUUCCAGAGUAUGAGCGAGUCUUUCCAGAAGGCGAGGAGGCAGCGAAAGCGAAAUUGGCUUCGGCUGCUGCCCCGGCCGACUCUACCGCACCAACGGCCACAGCUGUGUCCUCAAACGACCGAAUUUUCUCGACAUGGUCGUUUACGACAGCUGGUGGCGGCGACCCAUCUACAGCAAACAACGGCAACAGCACCAACAACGGGUCCACCUUCUUUGAGGCUGGCAGCCCAACCAGCAGUGCUCGUGAUGUCGUUGCGCCUCUGAACGUCUACCGGAGCCAGAAUCAAGUGCGUGCAAGCCGCAACUUUAGCCGCACCAGCCGCAUGAUUCCUGUGUCCAGUACAAAUGCAGGCACAACCACAAGCACAUACAAGCCUCGGCCGACGUCCAGCGUCUACGAACCUUUCGGCCUGGGGAGCCGCUCGGAGCCGCGCGGUCUCGACCGCAUCAGCCGCAUGGAGGAGGAGUGGAACCGCAGCCAGAUGCAGCGAGCGACUACCACAGCAGGCAGCGCCGGUAACAAGGCAAGCAAUGCUCUGUAUACGACCAACUAUGCUUACUACACAGGCAAUACCAGCUUCAACAACAACAAUAGCAACAACAACAACAACAGCAGUAGCACCCGCACAAAGGAGACAACCGCCAGUCGGUACACCAACAAGGACAGCGCCGAUAGCCUGGCCCGCGAGUAUCACGACUUUGUUAGCCAGCUGGCGCCGGUGUCACAAUACGGCGCCACGCCGGCUGCUACCGCAAAUGUGGCGGCGGCAUCCCCAUCGUCACGCAGCCGGACGCAGCGGGAACCGACUAUUCCUCCGGCCGGACCUCUCCCUGGGCUGCCGAGCAGGGCCAAUGAUAGCAACCAAGGAGGGUCGGCCUUUUCCAUCCGGCCUUACCUACAAGGUUUGAUUUAG
Sporothrix brasiliensis 5110 is the source of this 1731-nucleotide messenger RNA. RefSeq lists its product as uncharacterized. Bases 1 to 1731 code for a protein of 576 amino acids. NCBI's taxonomy places the organism in Eukaryota, Fungi, Ascomycota, Sordariomycetes, Ophiostomatales, Ophiostomataceae. The record is from RefSeq and is a predicted model, not a curated record. The transcript has 2 exons.